UUUUGACUUUUCUAAAUUUUUAAAAAGUUGUCGGUAUAUUGUUAUACACACUUCUUUCUUCCUUCUAAUUUUAUUCGUGGAUUAGAGAUCACUCAAUCCAAAAAAAAAAAAACACAUUCCUCUCUCUCUCUCUCCGAUCAAAAAUUGUUAACAUUUCUAAGAAAUUCAAAUUCUCUGUUUCAAUCGCGAUUCAAAUUUCAAAUGGGGAAACCAACGGGGAAGAAGAAGAAUAACUCCGAGAUCCCGGCGACGGAUUCUUCCACCAGCGGCGGAGGUAAAACCAGAAAAAGCUUCGAUCGAUCAACCACCAAAUCAUUCGACAACGAUAUGACAAUCUUCAUAAAUCGAGCAUUAGAACUCAAAGAAGAAGGCAACAAAUUAUUCCAGAAACGUGAUAACGAAGGAGCAAUGUUUAGGUAUGAUAAAGCCGUUAAGCUAUUACCUAGAGAUCAUGGAGAUGUAGCUUAUUUGAGAACAAGUAUGGCUUCUUGUUAUAUGCAAAUGGGAUUAGGAGAGUAUCCAAAUGCGAUUAACGAAUGUAAUUUGGCUUUAGAGGCUUCUCCUAGGUUUAGUAAAGCUUUGUUGAAACGAGCUCGUUGUUAUGAGGCUUUGAAUAAAUUGGAUUUCGCCUUUCGGGAUUCGCGCGUUGUUUUGAAUAUGGAGCCUGAGAAUGUUUCUGCUAAUGAGAUUUUUGAGAGGGUGAAGAAGGUUUUGGUUGGUAAAGGGAUUGAUGUUGAGGAGAUGGAGAAGAAUUUGGUUAAUGUUCAGCCUGUUGGUGCGGCGAGGUUGAGAAAGAUUGUUAAGGAGAGGUUGAGGAAGAAGAAGAAGAAGACCAUGACGAUGAAUGGUGGAAAUGAUGGUGAAAGGAAUAGUGUUGAAGCUGUUGUUGAGGAUGCGAAAGUUGAGAAUGGAGAGGAAGCGGAUAGCGGGAAGUCGAAAGAGAAAAGGAAGGUAGAGGAUAAGGUUGUGGUUGAGGAAAAGAAAGUGAGUCCUGUCAUGGAUAAAGAGGUCAUUGCUUCAGAGAUUGUUGAGAGCGCUAAGGAAGACGCAACAGUGACUAGGACAGUGAAGUUGGUUCAUGGAGAUGAUAUAAGGUGGGCACAAUUGCCGUUGGAUUCUAGUGUUAGACUUGUAAGAGACGUUAUCAGGGAUCGGUUUCCUGCUCUGAAGGGUUUCCUGAUCAAAUAUAGGGACUCAGAGGGUGAUUUGGUUACCAUUACUACGACAGAUGAGUUGAGGCUGGCUGCAUCUACUAGGGAGAAACUUGGCUCCUUUAGAUUGUAUAUAGCUGAAGUUAGCCCCAAUCAAGAACCAACUUAUGAUGUCAUCGCAAAUGAUGAAUCAACUGAUAAGUUUGCCAAGGGAUCGAGUAGUGUUGCUGAUAAUGGAAGUGUCGGAGACUAUGUGGAAUCUGAGAAAGCAUCUACCACCCUUGAGCACUGGAUUUUCCAGUUUGCGCAACUGUUUAAGAACCAUGUCGGGUUUGAUUCUGAUUCUUACUUGGAACUUCAUAACCUUGGGAUGAAACUGUAUACAGAAGCAAUGGAAGAUAUUGUCACUGGCGAAGAUGCGCAACAACUCUUUGAUAUUGCUGCUGAUAAGUUUCAAGAAAUGGCUGCGCUUGCAAUGUUUAACUGGGGGAAUGUUCAUAUGUCCAAGGCAAGAAGGCAGAUCUAUUUUCCCGAGGAUGGUUCAAGAGAAACUAUACUAGAGAAAGUUGAGGCCGGAUUUGAGUGGGCAAAGAAUGAGUACAACAAAGCUGCAGAAAAAUACGAAGGCGCGAUUAAAAUUAAAUCUGAUUUCUAUGAAGCUCUUCUAGCACUCGGGCAACAACAGUUUGAACAGGCUAAGCUUUGCUGGUAUCAUGCAUUGAGUGGCGAGAUAGAUAUAGAAACCGAUGUUUCCCAGGAUGUUCUAAAGCUCUAUAACAAAGCUGAGGAGAGCAUGGAAAAGGGCAUGCAAAUAUGGGAAGAGAUGGAAGAACGCCGUCUGAAUGGAAUCUCCAAUUUCGAUAAACAUAAAGAACUGCUACAGAAGUUAGGCUUGGAUGGAGUCUUUAGUGAAGCGUCUGAUGAAGAAAGCGCAGAACAAACAGCUAAUAUGAGUUCCCAGAUCAAUCUUUUGUGGGGUUCCUUACUGUAUGAACGGUCCAUCGUGGAGUAUAAGCUUGGCCUACCAACCUGGGAUGAAUGUUUGGAGGUUGCAGUGGAGAAAUUUGAACUAGCUGGAGCUUCUGCAACCGAUAUAGCUGUCAUGGUAAAGAACCAUUGCUCAAGUGACAAUGCACUUGAAGGUAUGGGAUUCAAGAUCGAUGAGAUAGUACAGGCAUGGAAUGAAAUGUAUGAUGCCAAAAGAUGGCAGAUCGGUGUCCCAUCGUUCCGGCUAGAACCUUUGUUCCGGAGACGGUCACCAAAACUUCAUGAUAUUUUAGAAAAUGUGUUUUCAGGGCCUCAGUGACGAAACAGUCUUUAUAUCAGCUGGCAUCAGUUUUCAGUUUUGAUAAGGUAUUGUAUUCUGUGGGAGUUAUACGCUAUUUGUCUUCGAAUUUUGGUUUUGUUUUUCAGCUUAUGGAAGCAUUGAAGUAAUAUGUUUUAAUAUCUCUUGCCGGGUAUGGCCGUGAAGAAGAUGGGAGUGAUCAUUUUUUUGAGUUAAAAAAAAUUUGUUAAUUCAUUAUUUCAAUUCUUUGGGGUUGUAAUUUAUAUCAUAGUUUUGUAAUUUUUUUUUAUUCAUAAUGAUGAAUUGAUUGUUUGGAUUAGUUGUGUAUCUAUGAAUUGGUUUAUUAAUAAGAUGGUGAAUGGUUUUGGUUUGUGGUACUCAAA
Messenger RNA from Arabidopsis lyrata subsp. lyrata, 2819 nucleotides. RefSeq names its product HSP-interacting protein. Gene Ontology annotation, molecular function: protein binding. The transcript has 3 exons. The record is from RefSeq and is a predicted model, not a curated record. Lineage: Eukaryota; Viridiplantae; Streptophyta; Magnoliopsida; Brassicales; Brassicaceae. Bases 202 to 2457 code for a protein of 751 amino acids.